Messenger RNA from Lycium ferocissimum, 378 nucleotides. RefSeq lists its product as uncharacterized. NCBI's taxonomy places the organism in Eukaryota, Viridiplantae, Streptophyta, Magnoliopsida, Solanales, Solanaceae. The coding region runs from base 1 to 378 and encodes 125 amino acids. The transcript has a single exon. The record is from RefSeq and is a predicted model, not a curated record.
AUGUAUGCGGAUCGAAAGGUUCGGGAGUUAGAGUUUAUGGAGGAUGAGCAGGUUCUUUUGAAGAUUUCACCCAUGAAGGGUGUUAUGCGAUUUGGGAAGAGGGGCAACGAGAGCCGGAGGUACCUUAGCACAUUUGAGGUUCUCCAUCGAGUUGGAGAGGUUGCUUAUGAGUUGGCUUUGCCACCAAGCUUGUCAGGUGUUCCUCCAGUUUUCCACGUGUCCAUGUUGAAAGAGUACCAUUCUGAUGGUUCAUAUAUCGUUCAUUGGGAUUCUGUGUUGCUUGAUAAAAAUCUGUCGUACAAGGAGGAGCCUAUAGCGAUUCUAGAUAGGCAGGUUAGGAAGCUAAGGUCUAAAGAGAUUGCUUCUGUUAAAAUUUAA